AUGUCAAAUAAGCACGGUAUAAGACUUCCGGGAUCAUUGUUGGAUGAACUGAAGGCUCACGAUUAUGAGAAUGACGAGAGGUUCAGACCGACUGGUAAGACCAAAGGCAAGAGGCGUGUUGGUCCCCAGCUGAGCAGGAAAGAAAGGAGAAAACGACAGCGACUGGAUAAGAAACAUUCCAAGACUGAUAGAAGGUUGGAGGCGGGAGGUAAAUUUGCAUCGAAAAUACUUUCAGCGAAGCGUAAAGUUGAAGCAGCUCCCGAGAACCGCAAUGAUCUUCCGUUUUCCUCAGACGAUGAACUCACCUCAGGCAAUUUUGAUGACUUUGAUGAUGAGGAUCUGGAUGGAGAACAGCUGCGAGAACAAGAAAACGAAAGCCAUGCCGAUAGCGAUGAAGUGGGGCUUGAUGAGAAGGCAGAGGGACGGGAUCAGGAUACACCUGAUGAAGAAGAGGAUGCGCAUGAAAUGUCAGUGGAAGAAACGAUGGCUGCACUAAAAGCUUUGAAAGAGAAGAAGGGAAAGCAGAAGGAGACAGGAAAAUUGACGAAGAGCGAAAGAAAGAAGAAGAAGGAGUAUGAGAAAGAGAUUGACUUUCCUUUGGCUCCUUCUGACCGGGCUGCCGCUGAAAAAGACGAAAUGGACAUGCAAUAUUAUGCCAAGAAGCUUGGGUUAAAAGGCAAGAAUAAGAGAAUUCGCGCAAAAGAUGAGUUCGACGCGGUCGGCGGACUGUUGGAAGGCUUGGACUUUUUCGAGAAGUACGGUGAUGAAGACGAGGAGUAUGGCGAUCUUGCCGAGGACGAGGGCAGCUCCGGUGACUCCCAAGGUGAAGAGUCAGAUGAACAGCCCAUGGCGGGUCUUCCAUCUUCAGACGACGAAAUUUCGUCAGGAGACUUUGAUGAGUUCGACGAGGAUGAUCUCGACGAGGAAGAAUGGCAGCAACUGCGGGAGCUUGAGGGUGAGAAUGCUAGCGAUGGAGAUGAAGGCGGCAAACCCACAGGAAAGACGAAAAAGAAGCCUAACCCAUUAGUUGCCCCCAUCGCUUCUGGCACUGAGACCUAUGUACCUCCAUCUCUAAGGAAGAAGCAGUUGGAAAACAACCAGGAGUCCUCUGUUCAAUCAGAAGUAAGAAAAAACGUCAAAUCUUCAUUGAAUAAGCUGUCUGACUCGAAUAUUACUAUUAUAGUCGGAUCGUUGAACGACUUGUUCGACAAAUAUGCCCGUCAGCUUGUUACAGAGGCGAUUGUUGAACAGGUAAUUGAUAUUGUAGCGCAAAGACAUAAGCUGCUUGACAGCUUAAUUAUGAAUUACUCAGCUGUCCUGUAUUCCCUAUGGAAGCUGAGAGGUAUUGAUAUUGGAGCUUCAUUCAUACAGUUGAGUGUUGAGUCCUUUCUAGGUUACUACGAGUCGCAGAACCGCACAUUGGAACACGAAAAAUCGGGCAACUUAGAAGAAGCACCGCUGCUGCUCUCCAAAGAACCCGUUAAUCUUUUAACUUUAAUUGCAUACUGCUACAAUUUUGGCCUUACCUCUAGCAAGUUAAUUUAUGACCUGAUCCGCCUAUUUGUUGACCGACCAAAUGAGUUGACAACGGAGCUGCUAUUAAAGUUAAUCUCGGUAUCUGGUUCAUUGAUUCGCGGCGAUGAUCCCGCAGCACUGAGAGACAUUAUUGCAGUAUUGCUCUCGAACGUCAAAGGGAUAGCCAAUCAACCUCCCCGAAUGAAAUUCCUCUUGGAUACAAUCUUAGACCUGAAAAAUAACAGAUUGAAACCCUCCAUGUUAGCCACAUCUCAUAGUUCGGUGAAAAAGAAGCUCCAGUCCGUAGUUAAAACAAACUCCAGUGCAAACGAUGCCCUAUUAGUAUCUAUAGACGAUAUCAAAAAUGUUGAAACGAAGGGUAAAUGGUGGCUAGUUGGAGCUUCAUGGAAAGGAAAUAUGGCUAACGCUUCCGAAGAACUUCCUGAAGCUAAUAACGGGAGGUCACAAAGCAAAAGUGAAACCAUCCUAUUAGACGAUGAUUUGCUGGAUGAUAUCCCAGAUUGGUCGGAAAUAGCAAGACAACAACGUAUGAAUACUGAUAUACGUCGUGCGAUUUUUAUCAGCAUCAUGUCAGCUCAAGAUUUCAUGGAUGCCUUCACAAAGCUGGAGAAGCUCAAUCUGAAGAAAAAGCAAACAUUGGAAAUAUCUAGGGUCCUGUUGCAUUGCCUGUCACAGGAUGGCGAUAGUAAUGGUUAUAAUCCGUAUUAUGCUCUUUUAGCCAAAAGAUUAUGUGAGAAUCAACAAACACUGGUGAAGUCCUUCGGAUUUUUAUUCUGGGAUAUAAUGAAGAAAUUUGAAGAUGACGGAUUAGAGGGAGAUUUAGAUGAAGAAGAGGAUUUAGAUGAAGAUACAAAACUCAAGCGCCUGGCAAACCAAGGAAAGUUUUUUGGUUUUUUAGUCGCAGAACGGUGUCUCAAACUCGAUAUACUCAAGCAUGUAUCCUUGAUUAGCGGACUCAAUGCAGAUGGAAAUCGAUUCAUGGAGAUGUUUAUAUUUCAGUUGUUGUUGACCAGCGCCAAGAAGUCAGAAAUAAAGUCGAAAGAUUCCCGAGGAAGUAGGACUAUAACAUUUAGACAAGAUUUCCUGUUACAGUUGCUGGACGCUAUCAAGGUUGACAAUAAAGCUCUUAUCAUAAAAGGUCUUAGAUACUUCAUGAAGAAGAGUUUCAAAUAUCUGGACUACAUAGUGGGGUCACCGGGGGAUAAGAGCUAUGAGCGAGAUUUAAGGCGGCUGAAAUGGGCAGUGCCAAGUUUCAGGAAGUUGAUCGAUGAAAAGUUAGAGACUAUCGAUAUUUAG
Molecule: messenger RNA, 2832 nt
Organism: Torulaspora globosa
Lineage: Eukaryota; Fungi; Ascomycota; Saccharomycetes; Saccharomycetales; Saccharomycetaceae
Gene: SGD1
Product: Sgd1p
Exons: 1
Coding region: 1-2832 (943 amino acids)
Biological process (GO): ribosomal small subunit biogenesis
Cellular component (GO): nucleolus
Molecular function (GO): protein binding; RNA binding
Source: RefSeq, a predicted model, not a curated record